AUGUCUUUAGCUGAUGAAUUACUUGCUGAUUUGGAAGAAAAUGAUGAUGGUGAAUUGGAAGCGCUUGUUGAAAAUAAAAUGGAUGUGGACCAUGAGUUUGCAGUGCCAUAUCCUGUAAUUCCAAAGGAGGAAGAUAUUAAAAACGUUUCUAUAAGAGAGUUGGCAAAACUGAGGCAUUCUGAUCGUUUAACACGGGUUAUGAAAGAAAUAGAGCAUAAUAUUGGUAAUAAUAGACAAAAGGUGGAGGUUACUGGGUUGAUGGAAACUGAUCCUGAGUACCAGCUUAUUGUAGAAGCCAAUAACAUAGCCGUUGAGAUUGAUGGAGAAAUUGCUAUUAUCCACAGAUAUGUUCGAGAUAAAUACCAGAAACGUUUUCCUGAAUUGGAAUCCCUUAUUAUAUCCCCACAAGACUAUAUACGGUCCGUGAGAGAACUUGGUAAUGAUCUGGAUCGGGCUAAAAACAAUGAGAUACUUCAAAGUUUUCUUACUCAAGCUACCAUUAUGAUUGUGUCUGUAACUGCAUCCACAACACAAGGGAAAUUAUUGACAGAAAAAGAACUUGCUGAAAUAAAUGAAGCAUGUGACAUGGCAGCAGAGCUCAAUAAUUUUAAAGCUAAAAUAUAUGAAUAUGUGGAAAGUAGAAUGGCUUUCAUUGCUCCUAAUUUAACUGCUAUAGUUGGUGCGUCAACUGCUGCUAAGAUAUUGGGAGUAGCUGGGGGCCUGUCGAAGUUGGCCAAAAUGCCAUCGUGCAACAUCUUACCACUCGGUCAACAAAGGAAAACAUUGUCCGGGUUUUCACAAGCUGCUGCCUUACCUCACACUGGAUUCAUCUAUUUUUCAUCAAUUGUUCAAGAUACUCCCCCUGAAUUAAGAUACAAAGCAGCGAAACUUGUAUCAACAAAAAUUACAUUGGCGUCGCGAGUUGACGCAUGUCACGAGAGUACAGAUGGAAGCAUUGGCCGUGCUCUACGAGAAUCCAUCGAAAAGAAACUAGAUAAAAUGCAGGAACCUCCUCCAGUAAAGUUCGUGAAGCCCUUACCAAAACCGAUCGAGCAGAGUCGUAAGAAGCGCGGUGGCAAGCGUGUACGCAAGAUGAAGGAGCGGUACGCAAUGACAGAGUUCAGGAAAAACGCCAACCGACUUAACUUCGCUGACAUUGAAGAUGACGCGUACCAAGAAGAUCUGGGUUACACGCGUGGCACUAUAGGCAAAUCGAGCACAGGCCGCGUGCGUCUGCCUCAAAUCGAUGAGAAGACGAAAGUGCGCAUUAGCAAAACUCUACAGAAGAACUUACAGAAACAGCAACAGUACGGUGGCGCUACCAGUAUUCGGCGGCAAGUCUCCGGCACUGCGUCUUCUGUCGCCUUUACUCCUUUACAGGGGCUCGAAAUUGUAAACCCUCAAGCAGCAGAGACGCGUACCAACGAAGCCAACGCCAAAUAUUUUUCAAACACUUCAGGUUUUCUGUCUGUUGGAAAGAACACCACCUAA
Arctia plantaginis is the source of this 1491-nucleotide messenger RNA. The record is from the annotation of a GenBank genome assembly. NCBI's taxonomy places the organism in Eukaryota, Metazoa, Arthropoda, Insecta, Lepidoptera, Erebidae.